This is a messenger RNA of Synchiropus splendidus (mandarinfish), 8180 nucleotides long. RefSeq names its product PMS1 homolog 1, mismatch repair system component (gene pms1). NCBI's taxonomy places the organism in Eukaryota, Metazoa, Chordata, Actinopteri, Syngnathiformes, Callionymidae. Gene Ontology annotation, molecular function: mismatched DNA binding; ATP binding; ATP hydrolysis activity. Gene Ontology annotation, biological process: mismatch repair. The record is from RefSeq and is a predicted model, not a curated record. Bases 91 to 2739 code for a protein of 882 amino acids. Gene Ontology annotation, cellular component: MutLalpha complex. The transcript is spliced from 13 exons.
CUGCUCACUUCCGCCGUAUGGCGCGUGUAAAGUUGUUUAUGAAACAUCUAGCUAGGUCAGCGGUUGAUAUAUAUACCAGGGCCUAUAAUCAUGAAGCAGCUCCCUCCUGACACCGUUCGCCUGCUGUCCAGCUCUCAGGUCAUUACUUCUGUGACCAAUGUUGUGAAAGAACUGAUGGAAAAUUCCUUGGAUGCUGCAGCCUCAGUUAUUGAUGUUAAACUGGAAAAUUAUGGAUUAGAUCGUAUAGAGUUGCGCGACAAUGGCUGUGGAAUCAAAGCAGCAGACACUGCUGUCAUGGCAGUUCGGCAUUAUACCUCAAAGAUCUGUAACCACGAAGACCUGGAACACUUGGAGACAUAUGGCUUUCGAGGAGAGGCACUAGGUUCCAUUUGUGCUGUUGCAGAGGUGGCUAUCACCACCAAGACAGGAGAUGAAGAUAUAAGCUUACAAUAUGCACUUGAUUUUAAAGGGAACAUUGUUUCACAGAAGCCCACUCACCUUGGGCAAGGGACAACGGUGAGCGUCCUGAAGCUUUUCAAAAACCUCCCAGUGAGACGGCAGUAUUACUCAUCCACCAAAAAGUGCAAAGAUGAGCUGAAGAAAGUACAAGACCUGCUGACUGCCUAUGCCAUCAUCAAACCUGAGCUGAGACUCACGUUUACUCACAACAAGGUGGUAGUUUGGCAGAAGGCAAAAGUGCCUGAUCACAGAAGCGCACUGGUCUCCAUGCUGGGCUCCAGCACUGUUGCCAACCUGCUCCCGGUCCACCAUCACCAAGAGGAGCCAGAGAUAAUUCUUGAUGGAUUGUUUCCCCGACCUGGAGCAGAUUACUCAUCGACAAGCUCGUCCCUCCCUGACAAAACAUUCAUUUUUGUCAACAGUCGUCCGGUCCACCAUAAAGAGGUCAUGAAGCUACUUCGUCAACACUAUUCUGCUCAAUAUCCAGAUGAAGCAGCGAAGAAUCGAUACCCAAUCUCAAUGCUUAAGAUAUCAGUGUCCGCCUCAUCGGUGGAUGUCAACCUGACACCGGACAAGACACAAGUCCUCCUCCUCAACAAGGAAUCAGUGCUGACUGCAGUAGAGGCGCUGCUGGUAUCGUUAUAUGGUUUUCGGCCGGACAGUAUCCCUCAAAUUGGGAAUCAACCUGAUGAUGCAUCUCCCCUGCCAACUGGAACUUCACAGGCCUUCAGUGAGACCAGGGAAGAAGCCAGUCCUCAAAUAAGUGCACUUAAUAGAGAGGAAGACUCACCGAAUGAUGAGCUGUCUGCAGCAAAGAACAAUGUUUCACUGGACCGUCAAACCUCAAACGGCAGCUCUUCUUCAUCUGUGGCUGAGGACUGGAUUGUCAACCGAAACCUAGUUGGACUUGAGAGUACUUUGUCACUCUGUGAUGAUGCUCAAAACCCAACUACCAAAGAACAGGAAGACAGCAGUCGGUUAGUCGGUGAUCGGAAGGAAGAACAGUUUUCAGCUGAGGCCUGGAGUAAGGGCACUAGUUUAAGUGACCCUGUGUCAGGAAAGCCACUGCAACCUGUUCAGAUCUUUAAACCAUCAAUUUCUGAGGAGAACGGCCCACGUGGGUCUGCUGUGAAAAACGUCAUAACGGAGAAGAGAGCGGCCCUGACUGCCUACGACUUGAUCAGUAGCCGUGUUGUUAGAGCACCACUAUCUCCGGCGGCCCUUUUCGAAAAAGAGGCCAGAGCAAAGGUUCUGAGUGAAAACCCCACAGCAAGCCGUGAGGACAUCAACUCGACCAUCCAAGAGAGGUGGGAAAACCUGAGGGAGGAAGAGCGUAAGAAGUUCGAGGAAAAGGCUCAAAAGCAGCUGAAGCAUCAUGAGCAUGUGUCCAAGAUGGCUGAAGGACAUAAGGAGAAGGUUCCUGGAACCCCUAAAAGCAUCAAACGGAAGGCCCCUCUGUCCAACCAGCAGCUUCUGGACGAGCUCUUCUCCGCUCAACCACAGAAGAAGAUGAAGAACGCUACCCAAAAACGCACGCAGCCCCUUUCCUGCAGCGUGGCCGGCCUUCGACUGCGGCUACAACGUCUCUCCUCUCAGAGCCAAGCACCACCACAGGGCCCCCUGCUUGUAAAUCGCCUGGCCUCUCAGAGCUCCUGGGUCAUUUUAUACGGUCAAAAGCUCAUGUUGUUAAAUCCAUUUCGGGUGGAGGAAACCUUGCUGUUUAAGAGACUUCUCGAGAAUAAUGUACUUCCAGCCGUGAGUCUGCAGAACCCCAUAGAGCUCACAGAUGGAAAUCUUGGAGCUGAGAAUUUCAUGGCUUUGUGUAACAUGGAGCAGCAAACCCUUGAGUUGAGCAGAGCGUCCACCAUCUCUGACCCCAGACUUGUGGCUAAUGGAUUUCAAGUCACCAUCUCUCCUGGCCCUGCGUCGGCUCCCAGAAAUCUGGAAGUUACGGCGAUGGCGGACUGUGUGCCUUUUCUUGGAGUGGAGGACCUCAGGGAGAUCCUGACCGCAGUUGUACGCAGGAAGGCGCAGAGCGUGAAAGAGUGUCGGCCACUAAAAGUGACAAACUACCUGCAAGGUGAAGCAGUGCGACUUGCCAGGCAGUUGCCCACAAACCUGUCCAGGGAAGAUGUGAAAGAUAUCCUGCAUCGAAUGGAGCGGCAGCUCGGUGAGAAUAACCGGACAUGUUUCCACGGACGAACUUUUCUACAGCACCUGUGUGACGUUCCCGACACGGAGUCUGAAAUCCUGGCACUGGCGAAACCUUUGCAGGUGUAACACAAACACGCAGAUAACUCAGGGCAUGUGUUUUGAACUCUGCUGUGUUUUGGUGUACCAUGGGACUAUAGUGCUGAUGUAUAAUUUCAUUUAAUGGUUUUCCUCAUUAGCGGAGGUGAAGUGACAAACCCCUUUGUCCAAUCUCAAAUGGUUAAAGCUAUUGUCAGUCUCCAUAAUCCUUAAAAUGCAAGUUUAGAUUAAAUGAUUUUGGAGUAGUAUGUAUUGUGUUGCAUCAAAUUUGUGUUCAGUUUUGAACACAUUCUUUAUUUGUCAACUUUGAGACCAACAAUGUCGAGAAAGGACACAUUGAAUUUAGCUGCUACAUUUUCAGAAAGCCAUAAAACUGCCACUGUGUAUUCAAUGCUUUUGUCAUAGUCAACUGGUGAUCAUCAAGGUCAUGGAAGGUGAAAAGUAUCAUUCAAAGUUUAAUGACCUUUUCAAGUGUUUGUCAUCAUCACAUGGAGUUUGCAAGUAUAAAAAAUUAAGUCCAUUUUUGAAAGAGAGCAAAUGGGAAAUAUUGAAAGUUUUAUCCUCCAGUUUUCUUUUGUCGUCCUCUCAAUUUGUGAUGAUAUUGCCACACAGUUUCAGCCCAAAUGCAAAUUUCCAAUCGCUGUCUAGAAUUUGUUGUCUAUUUAGCGUGGUUGAAAAACUUACUGAAUACAAGUGAAGUUCAUUGUCCAGUACAUCAUCUCUGAGACUUAAUGAUCACAUGUCCAUGUUAAAGGUUUGUCACGAUCUUAAAGGGUUCGUUCGAAACUUGUUUGAAUGUUGAUCGUUUUCUAUUAUUGACUAUUGUGACUCAGAGUUUGGUCCCCUGAUUGUGAGUUUGCUGCUCUACAAAUAUUGCCCUCUAUUUCGAGUCAUCUGCAACAGUAUGAAAUAAUUAUCCACACCAUCCCUGUGCAUUGAUCGCUAAAAUCACAACACUUACGCUGGCUGCUAUUGAAUAAAUAGAUUGAUUUCACACACAUAAGUUUGCAUUUCUCAAAUUAACAACAGCAGACUUGAGCGUAUCCGGUGACGCCCGGAAAGUGCUACACAUCUCUUCUGCGUCUUUCCAGAGCCAUUAGAAAGGUAUUAAGGUCGCUACAUAAUACUUUUCUCCAAGUGUGUGCCAGCUGCUCGCUCGUCAGCACGGAGAGACGGUUGUAGAUAAUCCCCCGCUGCAUUAAAUGAGAUUCGAGCUGUAAUAUUAACCGCAAAGUUUAGCAAAUCAUUGACGCUAUGCUAACUUGUAUCGGUGCCACUUCCUAAUGAAUUGUGGUCUUGUGUUCCUGCAGGCGAAGCACAAGGUGGUGGCUGCUUCAUGAGUGUUUCAAGUAGUUAUUCAACACAAUUCGGAAUUGCCUUUAGGGUAAAGGCUGUAGGUUUAUACUUGACCACUCAAAGUGAUUUAUUUAAGAUGACAACCUUUGUUCUAUUGAAGAUCUGUACAGCAACGUCUAGCUAGUCGGCUAGAUUGUUUUUGUCCACCACAGAAUUGCUGAGUAUGAGUAUGGUCUUCCCUCUUCGGUGAGUCAUGUAUCCUUCGUGGAAAGAAAAGUCAAAUGGUUGGCUCACCUGUGAAAUCUAAUGACUAGAGUGACUCUGAAAAAAAAGGGCAUAGGAUGCUCAGACCAGGUUUAACUUCCUCCACAGGACAGUGUAUCGCCUCACAAGUAACUUGACAACACUUGAGCAUCAGUAAAACAUAGGAAAAUAAAAUCCUCAAGCUAUAAAGUGCGUGUCAUUCUACAAUAGUAGCCAAAAUUAAAUGGAAAACAUUGGUAAAUAUUAAAAUAUUAAAAAUUGUCAAUUUACUCAAAGUCAAGUUUUGUUUUACAAGUUCACAAAGUUUAAAAAUGCAUGUGUUAGAUUUAAAAGAUCAGUCAAACACAACCUAAAAAUACCUCAUAACGUUUGAAACCCCUGCGGAGACUCACACCAAGAUCCCUAUCUAUGGUAACAUAAAUGUAAAGGCCCAUGAGGUUUCCACUCAUCGCCUCUUCUCGUGGACACUGAAUCUCUCAACGGGGGGGCGAGCAAUAUGAUCGCCCAUCUUAUGAUAAUAUUAUAGUUAGGACAGUCAAAGGUCAGACUGCAGCUCAUGUCUUGUUUUACGUGAGAGAACCCACAGAUGGCUUCAGCAUUGCUCCGAUGAAAACGUUCUGCAAAGUGUCUCUGGAAAGGAGGAUGAAUGUCGAUUAGGCCCCCACUAACCCCCUGACUCGCAGCGCCUCACCUUUCAGCUCUGUGCUCAUGAGUGGACUCCAGUGUGAAACUUGUCACUGUUGGACACGUGCUGCUCAGUUUCUUGGGAUCAGUAAUGUAUGCAGCAGCAGAAUGUGUCGUGUACAUGCUGCCCCCGGCCCCCGGUGAGGGGUCAUAUACGAGUAUUUGGUAAGGAUUUACUGAUGCUUGUCUGUUGACUAUUAACCACACGUUUUAAGAGGUCAACAGCCUCCCAUUUGUCCAGCUGGCGUUUCAUUUAUCAAGCUUUUACUAUAAUACCUGUACCUAUAUGUCCCCAAAAUACAAAAAUAAAAUAAAUAAAUUUGGCAGCGCAUGCACCCAGCAGACCAUCCAGAUUUUAAUUCGUCAUCAACAUCGUUAACGACUCUCCACUUACAGCACUAAUGCGCGCAGCGUCUGCGACUCAGCUUGCAGUCACCGCCGGAGGCAUCUGGACACCACUCUCACAACCCAGAAGAAACCAAACACUUUAACAGAGUGGUCAAAUCCAAAAUAAAAAUGACAUGAACUAUAUUUAACCGCUGUAUUUUUGGAACAUUUAUGAGACAUGGCCAGUCACGUAGCAAAUACGCACCUGUUUCUGUUUAAUAAUGCAGUUAUGAAACCACUCAAGAUGGGAAAAAACAUUCUUUAAUGUGAGGUGCACCAUGGAGAUGUUAUCGUUGAGGUGUUAUGGCAGUCAGUGGUGGUUCAAGAUGGUCAAAAGUUGUCACUGAUGAUCUGAUAUUUGAUUUCUCACAAUAUAUGAUCGCAGAAAUUGGAGGACAUUUUUCUGACUUCGCACUGUAGGAACCGUUUUGGUGCCUAGAACUUCAUUUUUUGAUUAUAUCAUUCCAGUACGCUCAGGAAACGUCCAAUAGUUCUUGAAAGUUUAUAAGCCCGACUCCAGCAACCAGAGGCUGACGCCAAAACAAAGCAGUGCUGAGAUUAUAAUCUCAGUUUUAAAGGUAUUUUUGAUUUAAAAAAAAAUCUCUUCAAGCAGAUUAUUAGUGACUGAGAUUCAGUGUGUGUCAUAUUGAGAUGUUAGCCAUGUGGUCUGACUUUGAUUAUAGCAAUGAUUUGAAGUCCAUCGACUUCUGUUCAGUUUUAGUGGUGUUAUUUGUGUGCCACCUGCCAUCGAUGGCCACAGAGCAGCACGUAUUUGAAACAUGUAUUGCUGCUGACCUUUUUGCACUUAAUAGAGCCAUUUACAGUCCAUGUCUUCAAUAAAUAGAAGCGACUUGUCUUGUAUCGCCAUCUAUGUAGAUGGGUAAGUGAAUGUUCAGAGGUUUUCAGCGCAACAUAUAUCUGGUUGUUGCUUACCUCUUUUGUCUGUCACUGUUUUUUUGCUGAUAAAAUCUGUGAUCUUUUAGGUUGCUCGCUCACGUGGCUUGACAAACAACGUUAUUCCACCAUAAUUCUUUUACCAAAUCCACGCUCACCUACCCAUAUGUCUUAGCGUGUCCAUUAUGCAAGUUUAAUGCGAUACUGUUAAUGUUUUAUGAAUCAGUUGUCCCCAUAUUCCUCCUCGUCUCAGUGGGGUGCUAAUGUCACUGGUUCUCCUCUUUUGUCCUUGUGAAUGUGAACUUUGAGGGGCGGAUAGUUUCAACUCCUAAAUCAGACCAGGGAUAAGUCCGUUAUACAGCCCUCAUGUGGUGAGAACAGAACCACAAAAAAAGUUUUUUUUCAUCAUUCAUAACUAAUUAUUGGAAGUUUUCUAUUAGUAGUCAUAUUGAAAUAUUAAAUUUGAUUCUAUAAAUAAGCAAUACUAUUGUAACAGUAUUUCUUGUACCCCAAAAGACAUUAGAAAACUGCAGUGAGGAAAAUACAGUGUAAUAAAAUGCCUUCACGUCAUUGACAUUUCACUCAUUUCACUCUGUUCCCAACAUAUUCACACAUCAAACAAUCUUCCAGCAUUUUUUGUUCCUAUCGAGAACUUUCAUAUUACAUACUCCUACUGUACUAAAUCAGCAUUUGUCUGCCAAGGUACAAUGCAAGUUGACCCACAUUUGGAUGUAGGAGCAGCUACUCUAAAUUUAGCUCUGUGUUUAACUAGCUAUGGCUACAUUGAUGAAACACAUCUAUGUGUCAGUCAAACAAGUUCACCUCACCCUCAUUCUAGAUAGACCAAAGAUAUAGAAUAUUUUCUGUGACUCAUUGUGGGUCUGAAAAUGCAAGAAUGGAUCAUAUUUUUUUGUAGCUAUUUUCCUCUUUUCAGUUUCAACUCUCUUAAAAAUCCAACCAGUAAAUGUUUCUUUGAAAAUAUCCUGAGUUGUAGAAGCUUGUCCGCAAUUCUUAUCACUGAGCACCUGUCUUCUAGGAAGUGUUACGAAUGUAGUCCUAGGAUUUAUUCACAGUAGACUCAAUCCAGGAAGUGCUGCCAGAGUGUCACUCACUGAACGUCUUGUUAAAUUAAUUGACUCAGGUAAUCUGUAAUGACAUACCUUAACUGUUAUUUCGUCUGUCAGUAUCUCUACCAUCUGUCUGACACAUAGCUGUUCCUUCCCUACAUCCGUCUGGGUUAAGGACAUGCAUAUCAUCUGGAGACAGGAGGUUUCCAUAAUCGACCUUUCCUUUGUCUCCCCUGAGCAAUAUCUAAUCUACAUCACUGUCAACUCUUGGGUCUCCAGAGGCAGGAUGUUCUUCAACCCUGGACCUCUGAGGACUUCUGGCCCCCGAGUUUUGCUUGUCACUCUAACCCCGACGUGUAAACAAACACUGACGUUGAUAAAUCCUGUAAAUGUAUCUGCAGUGGACACCAAAUUUGUCCAGUUUCCGAACUUCCAGUUGCUUUACAAAGCCAUUAAUCAAAGGAGGACAUCCCCGAGGUGACUGUCAGUUUUGUGGUAGGAAGGGUUACUCCUUGUCCUUAAGUGAAAAAGCAAGCCGAGUGUAGACGGAAAGGAUAAAUCACUUUAGAAGCGACGAAAGGUAGCAUUCAGCAGCUGGCCAUCUGGCCCUCAUCGUGUCCCUGACUGCUUGAUUUUAUUGCUUUUCAUUGCUUUCCGUUUCCCCAACAGGGUUUCACACAAACAGGUCUGUGUGUUGAUGCGAUCAUUGAUAGCUGGUUGUUUAAUGUUGUACGUCAUCGAGUGAUGUUUCAGGUGUAUACUGACUUUUAAACAGGAUUGCAGCAUCGUAUAUAUCGUAUAUUGUAUAUAUAUAUAAACUCUCUAUGUCUGCCACCUUUGCAACUUAGUAAACUUACAAUCACUUUCUAGCAUAACUAG